Aspergillus welwitschiae is the source of this 1085-nucleotide messenger RNA. Its product is annotated as putative vesicle transport v-SNARE protein Gos1. The transcript has 3 exons. NCBI's taxonomy places the organism in Eukaryota, Fungi, Ascomycota, Eurotiomycetes, Eurotiales, Aspergillaceae. Gene Ontology annotation, molecular function: SNAP receptor activity. Bases 240 to 923 code for a protein of 227 amino acids. Gene Ontology annotation, biological process: endoplasmic reticulum to Golgi vesicle-mediated transport; vesicle fusion. Gene Ontology annotation, cellular component: Golgi medial cisterna; Golgi membrane; cis-Golgi network. The record is from RefSeq and is a predicted model, not a curated record.
GCUGCUACUGUCGUUGUCGUUGCUGUUGCUGUGCCGCCGGUCGGAUCAUGUUGCGUUGGUUAUGACGGGGUUUGUCCUGAAGCUAGCAUUACACUCUUCAUUCUAUAUUCCCGACUUGACGCGGAGACUUAUCGUCGUUAUCGGUGUCGUUGAUCAACCUCUUUCUGCUUUUUCUACACACACAUCACUCGCAACCUACCUACCUAUAUACACCUUCAUAUUGUCGUAAUCCAUCAUCCAUGGCCACCUCAACCGGUACCGGCUGGGCUCAGCUCCGGCAGCAAGCCCGAUCUCUCGAGACUCAGACCGAGAACCUCUUCCACACAUACUCUCAAUACGCCUCAUUAACGAAGCUCCCACCCACACCCUCGGAGGAAGAACAGCGGAUCGAAUCGCAGCUCAAAGACCUCCUAGAACGACGCGACUCUCUGAUCUCCCAACUCGCCCGCCUCCUCGACUCCGAAGCAACCCUCACCUCCUCCGCCCUCAAACAAAACAACCUCGCCCGCCACCGCGAAGUUCUCCACGACCACCGUCGCGAACUACAGCGUCUCAAAUCUGCCAUCGCCGAAUCCCGCGACCGCGCUAACCUCCUCUCCAACGUCCGCUCCGAUAUCGAUGCCUACCGCAACUCGAACCCGGGUCAGGCAGAAGCAGAUUACAUGCUUGAAGAGCGGGGUCGGAUCGAUGAGAGCCAUAAUAUGAUUGAUGGGGUGUUGAGUCAGGCUUACGCUAUCAAUGAGAACUUUGGUCUGCAGCGUGAGACGCUGGCUAGUAUCAACCGACGCAUUGUGGGCGCGGCGAACUCAGUGCCGGGCAUGAAUGCGUUGAUUGGGAAGAUCGGGUCUAAGAGGAGACGGGAUGCGUUGAUUUUGGGGGCGUUUAUUGGGUUUUGCUUUUUGAUGUUGCUUUGGUUGAGGUGAGGGUUGCUUUACUUUGUCUGAAGCAUGUUGUGUUUGUGUUUGUUGUCUGCGUUGUCUAUUGUGGGUUUGGGAUGGGCGUUUGGAGGAGUGAGAUUUGUCUCUUUGUUCUAUUCUUUCCUUUGUCUAUGCGCUUUCGUUGCGUCUAUACUAUACAGAGAUUAA